AUGGCAGCGUUGGUCCAGACGAUUCCUCAACAGAACGGUACUGUGACGCUCCUCCAAACCCGUCCAGCAUCGUCAUCAACUAGCCAGAACUACAUCUCCGCUCCAUCGAUCACGCAACCACACGUCGGCCGUGGACACAGCAUGUCGUUGAGCUCCUAUAAUGGCGUGACCAACCCCGCCUCCAGCAGGAACUCGGUGGCUCCUUACGCCUUUACGAGCACUCCAGGCCUGCUGGCUGCGAAUGGGAAUUCUAACCAGCAACGCCAUAUGGCCUGGUCUCCCCAGGUCCGACCAGAUAGUCACCACUCAUCCACGUCUCUCUCACAGAAUAACACUCCCAAUCACUCAUCCCAUUUCGCAGCUGGCUCUGUAUCGUCGUCUUCCGGAUCUUCCAAUUCUUCUGCUCGACCUUCCUACAUUUCACAAGAUGAUAGCAUUCUUUCCUCUCGACGACGGACAACGGAUAUGACUCCUCGGCCUUUGUCGACUAUCAACUUGUCCACCCAAUCGAAUCUUCUCACCUUGUCGACUUCCAUUUCCUCUACCACGCCGUCUCCCUCCUCCACUCCUUCGCCCUCGACCUCGACUCCUAGUAAGCCAUUGCCCGACCGUUAUCGACGGGUGAAACGCACCGCUACCGAAGAUAAUACGAAUCAGGCAGCUGUUCCAAUACCGAAUCGGUCGUCUUCCUAUGACCUUUCUGCAACUGCGGUCAUUCUGCCUCAGCCGUCACGGCCUACGAUCAUAACACACACUCGUACACCCAGUGCAGAUGAUACUCGGGUGGGCAAGCAGUCACAUCCUGAUGUUGCUAAACGAUAUCGGCGUCGUAGCUGGGCCAAUAUGGAUGCUUUCUCUCAGGAGUCUCCAUUGGACAGUUCUUUAUUCGCCCCAUUGCCCGAUCUCAAAUUCAAUACUCCAGAAUUAUCGCGACCAGCGUCUUCCCAUUCGGAGAGGAGCCGCCCAGUUGAGCACAGCCAGUCCGAUAUUAAGACUUCUGUCCCGAGCGUUGACUCGAAGACCUCAUCGAAUGCCUCUCAUAAUCCCUCACCUCUCUCCCACCAAGUGACAAACAGCCCUCUAGCGAAAUCUGAAUCCCCCGCUCCUUCAAAUCCUCCAUCGUCAACAUUGAAUAGUCCCGCUGCACAGCGUCUAGCCGACAUCAGCAAGGCCAGUGGUAAAAAGCCCGGCAAGUCACGCCUGCGAAGGGCAUUCUCGUUCGGCAGUGCUGCAGAACUUCGCAAGGUAUCGGUUCAGAAUUCGAUGGGUAGGCGAGAGGGCGAGCAGUCAACAAACAUUGGUGAUGAAUUGGAUCCUGAACAAGCUGCGAUUGCUGCGCAGCAAGAAGCAAAUGGGCUGGGUAACAGCAUUUAUUCCCACCAGCUGGGCUCGACAGAUAACCUUUCGAUAUCCUCGACCGCAUCUUCUGCGUCUAUUAUGCUUCGGAAAAUGGGCAGAGGAAUGAAGAAAUCCACCCGAUCACUUGUCGGUCUCUUCCGUCCGAAGUCAGUCAUCAAUGAGAGCACGGAUCCAGUGAUCAUUGAGCCCACUGCUCCUCAGCUUUCAGUGGUCAAUAUUGAAGCUGAACGCAAGAUUGUCGCGGUGAACCCUGAUCCUCGUGAGCAGAGUGGCGGUGGCACUGUGUUUCCAAAGGUCCAGCCCACGAAGGAAAAGUCCAAGACCACAGCGGUAGUGAAUGAGCGUAACCUGCAUGACUCCAACUCCCGCAAGAGUAUUGUAGGCGGGGAGCGAGAGCGUGCUGAAGUGUUGGCCGCGGUCAAGAAGGGGAUCCUGAAACGCUCUGGAAGCUCUUCUCCAGUUGGAAAACCUGUGGAGCUAGCACCCCCACAUAUUCCCGAUUCACCCAAUUCUAGCGCCCCAAGUACACCCGAAGAGCACUCUCACCGAGUUGGUCACCGACGAACGGAUACAGUGAAGAUUGAAGGCGAAGACUAUUUCAUGACACAGGGCAAAUAUGGCUCCGAGUCGAAGACUACUCCAAUCACACCGCAUCCAGCGUCCAAGAGCAUUGUUUUUAGCCCGCGCAUCCAAUUUUACGAGACUUGGCCCAGCGUCGAAUACGACCGACGUGGUGAUACAGCAACGUGCAACAAGUUGACUCCUCUUUUGGCUCAACAGAUCAAGGAGGAGUUGAAUACCUUCAAAAUGGAGAUGGAAGUUCAUGAAACCUCGAAGAUCUACACGCAUUUCCUCUAA
Talaromyces stipitatus ATCC 10500 is the source of this 2217-nucleotide messenger RNA. RefSeq lists its product as uncharacterized. Gene Ontology annotation, molecular function: actin binding. Gene Ontology annotation, biological process: actin cytoskeleton organization. Bases 1 to 2217 code for a protein of 738 amino acids. Lineage: Eukaryota; Fungi; Ascomycota; Eurotiomycetes; Eurotiales; Trichocomaceae. The record is from RefSeq and is a predicted model, not a curated record. The transcript has 3 exons.